ACUUGACUCCGACUGUGUAGCCACCGAUCAGGCAACCCUUCAGACAGUGAGUCGACCUGCAAGUCGGUGCUGCGAAGACCUUCUGCCCUCCGUCAUCAUUCUGGAGCCGUCCUGUUCGAGAUGCCCCCGACGAGCCCCAAGCUGAAACAUCCAUGUCUUACAGAUGCCCGAGUCUUGGCGAGACAUGCGCAUCUCCAACGACACGCAUCAGCACUGCUGCGAUGCCAGGAACCACUCCACAACGCCUGUUUGCCUUGCUCGUGUGAGAUUGCGGGCCGCUCGCACCCGUCUGGACGAUACAUGCCACGCACCUUCCCGUUGAUACGAUCGUCACCCCAGCGCAGCGGCGCGGAAGCGUCCCGGCGUCGCACCCACCACCGUCUCGCACCGCCACGGACGCACUCAUGCAGCUGCCGAAGCUCUCGCCUCUGCAAUCGAGGCUGCUAGCCUUUGCGAUCACAACAUGUCUUGUUGUGGUGCUCUGGAUAUGCUUCCAGCCAAACUACUUCGCAUACGCUGCCGAGAUACCCGUCCCUCCUGAAGUCGUGCAGCCGAGCCAGUUCGCAGCGUCGAUACCGCCCGCGUCACCAGACGAGCCCCCUAUAGAGAUAAGAGACGGACUAGAAGAGGAGGAAAAUGUCGAUGCGCUCUAUGCGCCGCUUUUUGCGUACUUUGAUAGGAGCUUGGUGGGGAGGCAGGAAGAUGCUCUAAAGCCGUCAGAGCUGGAAAACAACCAGAUGAAGCCGAUGGAGAUUGCGCCAAAUAAUACGAAGACUUUCAUAUUUAAGAAAAACCAGCUGGGCCAGAGGUCAGUGCUGGAGGAGGUUUCGAUUGCGCGGGGGCUAGAAGAUGCUCUCAAUGGGAGUUCAGAUUCGGACGGUGAUGGGGAGAGCGAUCUGGUGAAGAGGCAAGCUCAGAGCCGGCUCUGGAUAUCCGCAAACACCUGUCGACAGCCCACUCCGACUGUGAAGCUCGUCACAGAUCCCGUGCCCCAACUUACACUCUGGGUCUGGACGUCUACGAGCAGUGCCCCAGCAGUGCCCAGCUCCAGCGGCAGGCCAGUAGGGAACUCCACCUUCGAUGGCGGACAUGCUAAUUACACGCUCGCCACCAACGAAGAUGUGUACAUUGCGGUCACGGCUCCUGCACUCACCCAAGGAUGGACCGGAAGCUGGAGCUUCGAGAUUGCAGUGUCCACGGACCAGGGCUACUACCACAAUUACGAUAACAGCACCAACUUCAUCUACAUGGUCGACACGGACAGCGACUCCACGCUCUUCAUCACGCACAACAUGACCGAUUUCAAUGACACCGCAAAGGUGGACAAGUGGAUCGACGAGCACAAAGGCGACAACAUGCCCUUCGACAUCUACGCCUUCCCAGAUGACGCGUGGAGCCCCAUGAUGGGAUUGGAGCGCUCGUACUGCGGCCUGAAAACACAGUUUGAUUCCUCCAACAACCUGUCAGUGACGACGUCCAUCACCACGCAGUUCGGCCAGGGCCUCCCCAAGGGCAUGUUCAACGUGCAGGGUCUCAAGACCUCGAUGAAGUACACAGGCUUCCUCGUCCUCAACGGCACCUCCAACAUGACCAUCGACGGCACCACCACCAACGGCGGCGGUCGCGUCUUCCAGUCCUUCCAAUGGCGGACAAAAGCCGACGACACCUGCCAAGUCAUCUUCGGCCUGCAAGAAUGCACCACAGUCGCCUACGCCGUGCCCUCCUCCCCCCUCUGGAAAAAUAACGACACGGGCCUUAUUUCCUUCUACGACGACCUCGCCACCAAAUACAUGUCCGCUUUCCGUAACUCCCUCGCGCAGGUCGCCUGCGACACCGCGGGCACCGCGCAGUACAGUCUGGCCCGCAACUGCACCGACUGCGAGGCCGACUACAAAUCUUGGCUGUGCAGCGUGCUGAUCCCGCGGUGCGAGGACUGGACCGCCAACGCAACCUACCUGCACCCGCGCAACAUCAACACGCCCUUUGCAAACGGCAGUCUGCCCGCCGUCGACGGCCUGAGCUUCUUCCCGAGCAACAGUUUCGACGGGCCCGACAGCGACUCCACGGCGGCGGAGAACGCGACCACGGGGUACAACGCCUCGCUGCGCACGCGCACCGCUUACAACCAGUCCCGCAUCCCGGCCAUCGACACCACCAUCGCGCCCGGGCCGUACAAGGAGCUGCUUCCCUGCGAGGACCUGUGCUUCGACAUUGUGCGCAGCUGUCCCGCGCAGCUUGGCUUCGCGUGCCCGGAGCCGCCCAUGCGCGCGCUGAGUUACGGCCGCCGGGACCCCUACGGGCGCGAGUUGCGGUGCAACUACCCGGGCGCGGUGGUGGAUUUGACCGUGGACAGGGGCGCCGGCGGCCAGCACUUGGCGCGGCUGAGCACGGUGGUGCUCGCAGCGGCGCUGGCGGCUGCUUGGGGCGCUGUGUAGGGCGUGUGAAUAGGAACAUGGAGAGGACAGACGUGUGAGAGGACUGGCGUUGCAGGUUGCAUGUUCCGCUGGGCGCGGCAUUUUUAGGCGUUUUUCAAUUCUCUGCGUUGUAAUAAGCUGGAGACGGACGUGACGUUCGUCGACAGCAUGAGCCAUGUAUAUACCCGAAUUACGUUUGGCGUACGUGCCGCCAGCCGCGCGUCUUGACAGUGUCCGAUCUGUGGCUCUCUCCACGUAGGUUCACAUCAAUAGGACGCAUGGCUUUGUCACCUGUGGCGUAAUGGAAGAUGCUUCAUUCCAAUGGGUUGACAAUC
Paraphaeosphaeria sporulosa is the source of this 2749-nucleotide messenger RNA. RefSeq lists its product as uncharacterized. NCBI's taxonomy places the organism in Eukaryota, Fungi, Ascomycota, Dothideomycetes, Pleosporales, Didymosphaeriaceae. Gene Ontology annotation, biological process: calcium ion import across plasma membrane. The coding region runs from base 405 to 2435 and encodes 676 amino acids. The record is from RefSeq and is a predicted model, not a curated record. The transcript has 2 exons. Gene Ontology annotation, molecular function: calcium channel activity.